Molecule: messenger RNA, 722 nt
Organism: Gopherus evgoodei (Goodes thornscrub tortoise)
Lineage: Eukaryota; Metazoa; Chordata; Testudines; Testudinidae
Product: interleukin-8-like
Exons: 4
Coding region: 74-415 (113 amino acids)
Biological process (GO): inflammatory response; chemokine-mediated signaling pathway; antimicrobial humoral immune response mediated by antimicrobial peptide
Cellular component (GO): extracellular region
Molecular function (GO): chemokine activity; CXCR chemokine receptor binding
Source: RefSeq, a predicted model, not a curated record
GCGGGGCGCUGCGGUGGCUCAGAGCUGAGCCGAACCCAGAUCCCAGCACCAGCCUCCGCCGCCAGCCGGGACCAUGAGCCGCCCCCGGAGCGCCGCCCUCCUCCUGCUGCUGCUGCUGGCCGCCUGCGCGGCGCUGUGCCGGGAUGCCCCCGUGGCCGGUGAGCUGCGGUGCCAGUGCCUGCAGACCGAGGCUGCACUGAUCCACCCCAAGCACAUCGCUCACGUGGAGCUGAUCCCCAAGGGGCACCACUGUGAGGUGCAAGAAGUCAUAGCCACCAUGAAAAAUGGCAAGAAAGUCUGUCUGGAUCCCACCGCGCCCUGGGUCAAGCUGAUCGUCACCAAGAUCAUGAACAGGAAUGCACCCCUGGACCAACCUGCCCCGACUGACCCCAUCAUUCCUAUGAACCGAAAAUAAGGAUUUAACUUACAAGUUGCAAGAGAAGAAUUUUGAGGGAUAGCACCUGUGUAUUAGCAAGCAUGUUAACCUGGGCUAUGGGCCGAGCCAUGAUGUCAUCUUUUAGACUACUGGCCUAUUGUGCUAAUUUUGUCUUGCUGCUAGAACCUAUCCAGGGGCUUGGGAACUCCCGCCCCGGUGCAUCUCUCAGCCCACUGGCACCAUAUAUAAUCUGUUGUUGUCAAUUGUUUCGCAGUGUCUCACUGCCUAGUAAGCAAAGUAACACUUCGCCAGCGCUGUGCAUAAUAAACCCUGGUGCUUGACUCUA